UGAACGAGUUGUUUCGUGUGCAAAGUGAACUAGUGAAUAACUUGAAUAACAAUUGCGAUAUAUUUGUAAUGUGAUGUCGAAGUUAUUUGAGUACACGUGCCAACGUCCAAUUAGGAAAUAAACGUUGAACAGUAAACGAAUAAUAUGUAUCAUGACAUCAUAUGUUCUAUAACUCUCGUAAGUUCCUAGAGGUUAUGUUGUGUAGUUGAUUAUUUUCUGAUAAAGUCGACGGUGUUUUCGACGAAUAAAUCCACUCCAACGAAAAGUUUUGGCAGCUCUGGAAAGACGUAGGCUUCGGUGGAAAAGGAAGGGAGAGCGCGUUUCCGUCCGGGUCCCGCUAGAGGACUCGUCGCAAGGCUUUUCUAGCGGUCCCUGCCUUUGAGGUUGGGAUGUCGGAAGGACGGACGAAAUUUGUAUAUAUACAAAUUGAGGCGGAUCGGUUACUUGCGGGGCAGGAGAAUCCAUCUGCUGGCAAGCCUGAAGGUAGCCGCCACAAAGUUAGAAACAUGGCGUAUUUAACAAGAAAAGAAAUCGACGAAAUGAAACCACAGAUUGAAAAAGCGGUUCAUAAAUUCCUUGGUUUUGGGGAACCUGCUAUCGUUACCACGGCUGUCAAUUGUAUUACCUCUGGCUACGAUAAACGUAAAACAGCGGAUAAACUGUCUGCUUUACUGGAGGACAAAAAAGCUUCAAAAUUAACGGAAAAAAUCUUUGCAAUCUACGAUGACGCCAAAGCAGCGCAGAAGAGUAAAAAACGGAAUCAUGUGGAAGAUAAAGACAAGGAGAAAGAAGCGAAGAAACCUCGAUUUAGGGACGACGAAGUGAAAAAUGAAAAGACAACGGAAGCACAAUUAUCUGCCGAUAAGAUACGACAAAUGAUGGCGAAUGCUCAAAGAGAAAUCGAAGAACGAAAGAGGGCAUUGAAGGCCAUCAAGCAGGAGGAGGUGGCUCCGAUGAAACCGUUACUUAAGACACGGGAUUCAUUACCAACAGUAGGUAGCAUGUAUAACCAAGGUCUUUUAAGUAAAACAGACUCUGACAAAGCACGAAAAAUUGCUGCGUUACAAGCUCAAAUCAGAAGUAAACUCAGCUCGGGACUGCUCGGCAAUGUCAGCGUUCCUGACAAACCAACUCCGCUGAUCCUAGACGAAUCAGGAAGGACGGUAGAUAUAACGGGCAAAGAAGUUCAACUGACGCAAGUAGUGCCAACAUUGAAGGCCAAUAUACGAGCGAAAAAGCGUGAAGAAUUUAAAGCACAGUUACAAGAAUCCAAAGGUCCGGAAGAAAUUCAGGACACGCACUUUUUCGACAAUAGGAUAGGCGUGAAACCCGCCGUACGCGGUAAACGUACGCUAAAGUUCCAUGAGCCGGGAAAGUUCCAACAGUUGGCAGAAAGGAUUCGUAUGAAAGCCCAACUGGAAAAGUUACAAAAUGAAAUUAGUCAAAUAGCUAGAAAAACCGGUAUAAGUUCAGCAACUAAGUUGGCGCUUAUAGCGCCGAAAACUGAAGCUCUCAGCGAAGACGUGCCUAACGUGGAAUGGUGGGACUCUGUUAUAUUAACAGGCGGAUAUCCGAACGAUGACGAGCCUACAGGAAUAAAAAAUUCUACUAUUACCAAUCUCGUUGAACAUCCUACGCAAAUGCGGCCACCAACCGACCCGUUGAAACCGAUCUAUAUGCCUGUAUUUUUAACGAAGAAGGAACGUAAAAAAUUGCGCAGGCAAAAUAGGCGCGAAGCGUGGAAGGAAGAGCAAGAGAAGAUCCGAUUAGGCCUUGAACCACCGCCCGAACCGAAAUUACGAAUUUCAAAUCUUAUGAGAGUGUUAGGUACAGAAGCCGUCCAGGAUCCAACGAAAAUAGAAGCUCAUGUUCGACAGCAAAUGGCUAAAAGAUUAAAAGCACACGAGGACGCAAAUGCGGCACGACGAUUAACCGCUGAUCAGCGACGCGAGAAGAAGGCGAGGAAACUCAAGGAGGAUACUACACUUGGUGUACACGUGGCUGUCUACAGAAUACGCGAUCUAUUAAAUAACGCGUCGAAGAAAUUCAAGGUAGAGACUAACGCGAAGCAGCUUUAUCUGACUGGUUGCGUGAUGCUUUUCCGCGAUUGCAACGUCGUUGUAGUCGAAGGCGGCGCGAAACAGUUGAACAAGUAUAAACGGUUAAUGAUGCACCGCAUCAAGUGGGAGGAGGACACUAUAAAGGACAACGACGGUAACGACGUGCCCAACAAAUGUGUGCCCGUCUGGGAAGGGACUAGCAAGCAACGCCACUUCGGCGAGAUCAAGUUUAAAGUUUGCCCGAUCGAGAAAAUGGCACGCGAACACUUUAAGAAGCACCAGGUCGAGCAUUAUUGGGAUCUGGCCUACAGUGGAGCCGUUCUAGACAACACGGACGAUAUUCCGAUUCGCAGAUUCCUCGUCGCGUUCGCGGUGGUCGAGGGCGCGACUCUGCCGUCGAGCAUGCUGCUGGAUCUGAAUAAGCGUACGAACGUGUCGAUGCUGAAGUACCAUCAGGCCGAGCAAGCGAUACAGAGCUCGCACACGCAUCUGAAUCAUGGCUCCCCGUCUUACUUCCUGAGCGCGUCCCACGAGAUAACCGAGCACGCGCAGAAUCUCUCGAGGAAAGCGCUGCGAAUCGAGACGAUGGCGAUGAUGCUGGUGGAGGCGUUGAACAUGUCGUCGAAAGAGGCGUCCUCCGUGUUGCCCUCGGUGGCGGCCAUCCAUUGCCCGGACACGUCCACCUUUCUGCAAGUGAUGGCCGGUUGUAAGGAGUACGACGCGCGGUACAGAACGCACACCGGAAGGUGCAACAACGGUUUGCACCCCACAUGGGGCGCCUCUCUAGAGCCUUACGCGAGAUUUCUAGCGCCGGAAUACGUGGAUGGCGUUUCGUUGCCGCACACCGAACUGCCCAGCGCCCGCGAGGUCUCCUUGAGAGUCCAUUCCGGCGGUCUGGACCUCAAACAUCCCUAUCUGAUGGCGCUCACCGCCCUCUUCGGCCAGUUUCUGGUCCACGAUCUCGCCCACACGCCGAAAAUGGAACUGCCCGACGGCGCGAAACUGAAAUGCUGCAACGUGGACUACGAGCACUUUCAUCCGGAGUGCUUCCCGAUCCGCGCCGACAACGCCAUUGGCUGCAUGGAGUACUCGAGGUCGGCGCCCCACCCAGGAAACUCGUUUCAGGGUUGCAAACUGGGUCCCCGGCAGCAGAUCAACCAGGCGACCUCGUACUUGGACCUGUCUCCGGUUUACGGUAGUUCCGAAGAAGUAGCGAGGACCCUGCGAUCCGGGAAGGACGGCUUGCUGAACACGCAGAGGAAGAAUCUGCCGAUGCCGUCGCCGAAGUACGAAAGUUGCCGUAGCGCCAGCAAAGCUUUCCCGUGUUUCCUUAGCGGGGACUCGCGGGUGAACGAGAACCCCGGUCUCACUCUGAUGCACGUGCUUUUUCUGCGGGAGCACAACCGUGUCGCGACAGAGCUGGGACAACUGAAUCCUCGCUGGGACGACGAGAGACUCUAUCAGGAGGCGAGAAGGAUCGUUGUCGCGGAAAUGGAGCAUAUAACUUAUAACGAGUUCCUGCCCGUUGUUCUCGGCGAGGCGGCCCUCGACAAGUAUCAAUUACGGUUGACACAUCGGGGAUACUUUCGCGGCUACGACACAAGAACGGACGCGACGCUCGCGAACUCCGUUGCGUCGGCCGGACUCUUCUUCGUGGCCGCGCUGACCCCGAAAACCCUCGACCUAGUUGACUCACGAUCGGCGCUGAAGUCCGGGGAAAGAUCAUUGUUGUCCGCCUUCUACGCCCCGCAGGAGUUUUACGAAGCGGGAGCCGUCGAUCGUCUGAUCGUCGGCGCCACAGCGGGACAUUCUAGGAAGCCAUUACCGCCAGGAUUGAAUGAAAUCCUUUUGGAACGAUACUUCCACGACGGAAAAAGCAACGAUAUCGCUGUGGAUUACGCUGCGCAGGUGAUACAGCAAGGACGGGAUCACGGGUUGCCGCCUUAUGUCAGAUGGCGGUUGUUCUGCGAUUUGCCGGAUAUUAACGACUUUGAUAGUCUCAGGGGAUCGAUGGCCAAAGACACCAUAGAGAAACUUCGGGCCGUUUACAAAGACGUGCAAGACGUGGAUCUUGUGACAGGAGCACUUUCGGAGGCAACUUUGUCGGAUUCCGUCCUGGGGCCGACAUUUCUCUGUUUGCUGGGUCGCACUUUUCGCAACAUUCGUUUUGGUGACAGGUAUUGGUACGAAAACGCGAACACGCCAGGUUCGUUCGCAUUGAAUCAAUUAGAAGAGAUUCGGAAAGUUACAAUGGCGCAGAUUCUGUGCCGCAACGGCGACAGAGUGCAUCUGAUGCAGCCCAGAGCGUUCCUUUUGCGAGAUCGUUUCUUAAAUAAUAUGAUAAAUUGUACGAUACACACGAGCGGGUCGCCAAAUCUUUCGGCUUGGAAAGAGAAUAAGGUCUCGUAAACUUUUCGUUAGGCAGUUUACGCAUGAUGAUAUGUCCUUGAUUGUACAUAAGAAAUCGUAAUUUUAGCUUACUAUUAAUUGACAUUAUAAUGUAAUUAACGUUGCCCCCCUCCUCCCCCCUCAUAAUAGAAGAGAAUAGAUACUGCACUAUUUCUAAGGUACGUUAGAAAUUGUAUACUGAAUCCAGCGACGAUCUUAUGAAACUUUUUAUAAAAUAUAAUAAAUGUUACACUUAUUGUGUUCGAUAUAUUUUAUGCACAAAUUUGAUAGACCAAUGCGGGCCGAUGCGGGCAAUGUACGAUUUAUUUUAUAAAAACGAUCCUUACUGUAA
Molecule: messenger RNA, 4800 nt
Organism: Megalopta genalis
Lineage: Eukaryota; Metazoa; Arthropoda; Insecta; Hymenoptera; Halictidae
Source: RefSeq, a predicted model, not a curated record